Nasonia vitripennis (jewel wasp) is the source of this 1363-nucleotide messenger RNA. RefSeq names its product glyoxalase domain-containing protein 4. Bases 313 to 1170 code for a protein of 285 amino acids. The transcript is spliced from 5 exons. The record is from RefSeq and is a predicted model, not a curated record. Lineage: Eukaryota; Metazoa; Arthropoda; Insecta; Hymenoptera; Pteromalidae.
GGAGCAAGUCUUGGAUUUCGGAGCAAUCGCCGGGAUCGUCAAUCACGUUAUUAUAACAAUCUGACAGCUGAAGGUCAUUGCGGCGGUUUCACGAUCACAUGACCGUCUACACUAUAUAAAUAUAGUAUCAGUUCAUUCCAAAGACUCACAUAUACAGGCUCAUCAGGUUAAUUGCCGGUAUUCCGCGGCACAGAUAAAAGAAAAACUCAGUCUUCGUGCGUUACUCAAUCAAGCUGUGUGCAGGACGCAUUUCUGCGAGAAUCUCCCAAGAAUCAGUAUUCAUAGCUGGAAGUUUUACGAUUUGUUAGAAAAAUGGUGACCGGACGGGCUCUACACUUUGUUUUCAAAAUUCCGGAUCGCAAGACCACGGCUAAGUUCUACCGAGAGAUCCUGGGAAUGAAGGUUCUCCGGCAUGAGGAAUUUACUGAAGGCUGUGAGGCUGCCUGCAAUGGACCUUAUGCAAAUCGGUGGAGUAAGACUAUGAUUGGUUAUGGUCCGGAAGAUAGCCACUUUGUCGUUGAGCUAACCUACAACUACGGAGUGAGUCAGUAUGAAUCUGGCAAUGAUUUUCAAGGAAUAACUAUUCGUUCGAAGGAAAUCAUUCAGAGAGCUUUGGCACAGAAGUGGCCCGUGGAAGAGCAAGAUGGAAAGUAUGUUCUAGAAGCACCAGGUGGAUACAAGUACUACAUCAUUAACGAACCACAACCUGUUGAUCAAGAUCCUGUUCAAAAGGUUACCCUAUCAAGUUCGAAUCUCAAGCGCAGUAUUGCAUACUGGAAAGAUACUCUAGAGAUGAAAUUAGUUGAAGAAAAUGACAAGUCUGCAGUAUUUGAAUAUGGAAGCAAGCAAGCAAAGCUUGAGCUUAAAGAUAUUGGUACUGAAGUAAAACACGCAAAGGCUUAUGGACGUAUUGCAUUUGCUGUGCCAAAAGCAGAGCUGGAAGUUAUUCGCAAAAAAAUUAAAGAUACCGACAACAAAAUUUUGACAGAUCUUAUCAGCCUUGACACGCCUGGAAAAGCUACUGUCACAGUUAUUAUUUUAGCUGAUCCUGAUGGCCAUGAGAUCUGUUUUGUUGACGAAGAAGGCUUUAAACAGUUAUCUGUGCCUGAUUAUCCAAGUGAAGCGAUUCUAGACAGGUACAUCGAAAAAGAAGCAAAUAAGACACUGUGAAUGAAUUUUUAUUGCUUACUGUUGAACUCUGAAAUUUUUUAUAAAGAAAAUCAUUACAGUAUCGCGUAUCAACGAUACUUUUUUUUUUUUAAUAAAAAAGUACGUUCUUAAAGUACUUAUCCCAUUUGUCUCGAUUUUUAUUUAUUUAUAAAAAAAUUGUUAUAAAAAAUAAAUGAAUAAUUAUGAACACAAA